This is a messenger RNA of Herpailurus yagouaroundi (jaguarundi), 2501 nucleotides long. RefSeq names its product NKAP domain containing 1 (gene NKAPD1). The record is from RefSeq and is a predicted model, not a curated record. The transcript has 6 exons. Bases 123 to 1004 code for a protein of 293 amino acids. Lineage: Eukaryota; Metazoa; Chordata; Mammalia; Carnivora; Felidae.
GCAGAGCUGCCUUUGAGCCCUGACUCCUUGGCUUCCUGGGUCGGAGGAGAUCUUGUAAUGGAGUGGUUCUUCGUCUCACACUAGCAAGAUGCCUGAUUUCCUCAGGAUCGAGGGAUUGAAGAAUGUCCCGGGUUCCACUGGGGAAAGUCCUCCUGAGGAAUGUCAUCCGGCAUACAGAUGCUCACAAUAAGAUUCAGGAGGAGUCAGAUAUGUGGAAAAUAAGAGAACUGGAGAAACAGAUGGAAGAUGCCUACCGGGGAACCAAAAGGAAAAUGUUACCCAGUAGUUCAAGCCGGAUGCGUAGUGAUGGUUUUGAUGAAGAAAGUCAAAGAGACUAUUGGAGGCCAAAGACUGAAAUUUCUGGGGCACUGGAAGAUGACUUUCUUAAGGCUAAAUCCUGGAAUAAGAAGUUAUAUGAUUAUGAAGCUAAUAUGCCAGACAGAUGGGGUCACAGCGGUUACAAAGAGUUAUACCCUGAAGAAUUUGAAACAGACAGUAGUGACCAGCAAGAUAUUACCAAUGGAAAAAAAACAUCUCCCCAAGUAAAAUCAUCUACCCACGAGUCUCACAAACACAAGAAGUCAAAGAAAUCCCACAAAAAAAAGCAGAAAAAAAAGUCACACAAAAAACAGAAGAAAAGCAAAAAGGAAGCCACAGAUGUAACAGCAGAUUCCUCAAGUGAGUUUUCAGAAGAAAUGGGGGCUUCUAGUACCGGGAAAAGGAAACAGCCACAUAAGCGCAAGAAAAAAUCCAGGAAAAAGUCGCUCAAGAAACCUGCUUUAUUCUUGGAUGCAGAAAGUGAUACUUCCCAGUCCGAUGAUUCCGCAUCCAGCAGUUCUGAGGAAGGCGAGGAAAGAGACACUAAGAAAACCAAAAGGAAAAAGAGAGAGAAAAAAGUCCACAUCCCUGUAGUUAACAAUGAAAUACAGGAGAGGACAAACAAACGCACAAAUUGGAAAGUGGCUACAGAUGAAAGGUCUGCAGAGAGUUCCGAGGAUGACUAAAUGAGAAAGAAACAUUCUUCAUUUGCCCAUCUGACUGGUUACUUGCAGCUCUGUCACCUUGGGGUUUUGCCAGUGACUCUAUUGCCCAGCACAGGGGCCCUGAGGUCAGAGCUGUCCUGUGCCAUCUAUAUAUGUUCUGCCAGACUUGUCUUGUUUUGGCCUGUUAAACUUGAUCCUCUUACUGUUAAUAGGGAAUCUGGUAUUUUGUUAUGAAGUUUUCUCGAAGAGAUUAUUUUUUGCAAUUAAUCACAUUUAGGGUAGAGUGCAUAUACAGCAAAUUAAAGGACCCAGAAAGCUGAACCCAGUAAUGACCUGGGUACACCAAUUGGAAUGUUGAAUCUGGGGAAGGGCAAGGGUUGGGAUCGAGAGGUGGAUUGGAACCGGUGCUGUGUAGAAUGCUGUAAGGGAACAUCGUGUUGCUAUCUUUAUAUAGCAGGUGCCAGGACUUAACUUUUUGUGUCUUCAGCCUUGGUGCUUUGAUCUUUCUGUAUUUGGCCCCUUUGAUAUGGUCCAGUUUAUUUAAUGAGAAAAAAUGUAUAAGAACAAGAUAUUUUUCCUUCCUAACAUCCAUAGACCGCUGUUAUGAGACUAGGGUUUUUUGGUCAAAUUUCUCUGCUGGACAGGGUCUGUGGCUACACUCAGUAUACCCCUAAACAUGGUAAUUGGAUAGUAAAUGGUUUUCUACUUCCUUUGUUGUCGAUUGCCUAAAUGGCCUUGUGUUCAAAAUUCUUUCUUCGGUUGUCUUAAUCCUCAACCAAAUGGGAUAAAGUUAGGAAUUGGUCAUGCUGUUUAAUGGUGCUCUGAACAGGAUUCAGGGUUGCAACUGCCAUUUAAAUGUUAUCUUCCUUGUUCAUUUCUAAAUCUAUUAAUGAACUUUAGAUUUUCCCUGAAGUUAUGUUGAAUCAGUUCCAAAAUGAAACAGGCUUCUCAGGGAUGCACCCACUUCUUCCCAGUCAGCCUUCUGAUUAAAGCACCAAGCAGAGACCGUAUUAUUUCCCUUUGCUCUAUACUGUGAUCCCUACUGUUAAUUCUUAAAAAAAACAAAAUAUCACUGAAAAAAAGCUGGUAGAACACAGGUGAGUUUUUUCAUUAUCACGGAAUGUCAAGUGACAUUGUUUUUCCUGGUUGUCACUUCAUCGGCUGAGUAGAAAACUUGAAAACCCAGACUUUUGGUCUUGGUUCUGCCACUAACUAGUUAUGAGGUCUGAACAGGUAAGUUAACCUUCCUGGCCUUACCUUCCCCAUGUAGAAUACAGAAAUACUUCAUGGUAGCAUGACAGUGUUAAGACACCAGCAAUAGAAUAGAACUAUAACAACAUUCCAUGAGGUGGUAAUACUUUGUGGUUCUAACUACUAAAUUUGUUCUUUCCAGAACAGAUUUCUAAUAAAGUGCUUAGUCACAAAAUACAUGGUUGGCUAGAGGUUCUCAUCCCUUGAUUAUAAGCAGGUGCUACCUUUGAGGAUAUUUACUUGAAAUAUUAAUACUUUGGUACUCAA